GCGGCCGUAUAACGCACGUCACGUCUAGCUAGCGCCAAUUAAAAAACAAAUUAAAAAGAACAAAGCGCGCGCGAUCGCAUUCGGCCAUGAAAAAUUGGGCGUGACUUUAUGAUUUUAGUCACCGCACUUCCGCUCUCUUUCUGUUUUUAUUGAAUAGAAAGAGAAGGGUAGAACAUGUGGGGUCAGGUAGAAGUUUAUUUAUAAAGUUUGUUAGUCUGCAAGAUUGCUUCGCACGGUGUAUACGUUCUUUCUUACUCGAAUAUAGACAAGAUAAACAACGUUUAAAGUGACCAAGUCUUGUACUUACGUUUAAUGUUAUUGAUAUGAAUUUAAUACGUAUACUACUACUUUUAUAAUACACCGUUUAGACACUUUUAAUUACUGUUAAAGUGCUCAAAUAUGUAAGUCAAGAAUUGGUCAGUGAGUGAAAAUGCAAAGAAAAAAGUCAAGGUUAAACUGUCGCGAAACUCGUGAGUGAAGUGACAAAAAAUGUUCCUAUGUGAAGUGGUGAAAGAAAAUUAAAAAAGUGAUGUUCAUUAAUUGUUUUACGGAAAGACAAUUGAAUUUUAUAAGUAUGCGGCGAAGAAGAAUAUGCAAAUUUAUAGGAAGCCGCAAAGGCCUUCUCUUCCUCAUGGCCAUACUACCAGUUUUCUACGUAUCCUGGCAGCUCAGCCAAGUGGUGGGGGAAGUGUUUAUCCCACCACCCCCACUGGAUCAGGUGCUCCACCAUUUCCGGGCUAAUAGGAGUUUAGUACAUUACUUGGACAAUAUAAAUCUCCUCAUAGAACCAUCAUCAAUCUGCCAGCAAAAGGUCCCAAUCCUCAUCCUUGUUACCAGCACCCCCUCCCACCAUCGCCACCGUAAUGUCAUCAGAGACACCUGGGGGAAACAUCAGGAGACGUACUUCUUCCUUGGACUUAGCCAGGAUGACGAUCGAUUGGCAGACGCCUACAUCGAAGCGAAGCAGCACAGUGACCUGAUAGUCCACGAGUUUAACGACCAUUAUCAGAACCUGACUAUAAAGGUGGCGCUGAUGCUGCAGUGGACGCUCCACCGCUGUCCACAGGCGGAGUUCGUGUUCAAGACUGAUGAUGAUGUCCUGGUCAACCCCAAUACUUUGAAGGAGGUGAUCAGAGACAAUAGGGAUGCAGCGUUAUUCGGGUACAAGAAAGAGAACAGUGUACCACACCGAGACGAGUACACCAAGUGGUACCUCCCCCGGUGGCUGUACAACGAAGACCUGAUUCCGGAAUAUCUUUCCGGGACGGGAUAUAUCAUUAGUGGUAAAAACCUAAAAGAAAUCUUCAACACCGCCCUCCGUAUACCUCUCAUCAAUAUGGAAGACGUCUACUUUACUUACCUAGUCGCCAACAGAGCCCUAGGGCUUCCGCUCAUCCACGAGAGAAGACUGAGCCCAUACAAACCUUGGAUAUUCACGUGUCCAUUCAAAAACUACGCUUCCAUGCAUAGUCUUAGUCCAGAGGAGAUGGAGAGUAUUUGGCCGAGGAUACAGAAUUUAGGGAACUUUUGUAAUUAUUUUACUAGUGAGUUGUUAUUGUAUUAGUAUUUUUUCAUCACACUCCCACAGUAAAUCAGCAAUCGCGCACAAGUGGAGCGGGAGUUAUAGGAAACCGUUCUCCGUAGGAAGUUAUGAACUUUCUAACACCGUAUUUAAUAUUUUUUUUUAUCUUUUACAAUUUGAAAAACAUUGUGUUGUGUGUAACUCGGGGCGUAAGAUUCCAAACUCAAGUCUUUAAAUUUAAUUAAACUUACGUCCCAAGUUGCACAAUGUUACUAUUGAGGUUUAGGGAUCGAUCUGAUAUUUGAAAAAAGACUGAGUCCAUGAGGUAACAGUACCAUUCGACACGCUAAUGCCCAAUAGUUCAUAGUCAUAGUUCCCUAAAAGUUUGUACAUUUGGAUCAUGUCUUCGAUUUUGAUAAAAAUGGGAAGGCUGAUAGAGUCCACGAUGCUGAGCAAGAUCCACUAGGUUUCCCAAAAUAUCCUAGGUAGUUAAAAAAUAGAAACGAUGUUUUUCACUGUAUUAUUUAGUGUUUUUGGAGACGUUUUAUAUAUUUUUUUCUAUUUGGUAAAAAAGCUAAAUAAUAUGAAAAAUAUAUUAAUCAUGUAUUUUUGUCAUAUAUUAAAUAUAUUAUAUUUUUAUUUCGAGUUUACCUGUCUAUUUAGAAACACUCUAAAAAAAAUAGAAACGAUGUUUUUUUACUGUAUUAUUUACUGGUUUUGGAGACGUUUUAUAUAUUUUUAUU
This is a messenger RNA of Leguminivora glycinivorella, 2265 nucleotides long. RefSeq names its product beta-1,3-galactosyltransferase 5-like. The coding region runs from base 530 to 1564 and encodes 344 amino acids. Gene Ontology annotation, molecular function: hexosyltransferase activity. NCBI's taxonomy places the organism in Eukaryota, Metazoa, Arthropoda, Insecta, Lepidoptera, Tortricidae. The record is from RefSeq and is a predicted model, not a curated record. The transcript is spliced from 7 exons. Gene Ontology annotation, cellular component: membrane.